Molecule: messenger RNA, 1724 nt
Organism: Eurytemora carolleeae
Lineage: Eukaryota; Metazoa; Arthropoda; Copepoda; Calanoida; Temoridae
Exons: 9
Coding region: 200-1516 (438 amino acids)
Source: RefSeq, a predicted model, not a curated record
GUAUACGCAACUGCAAUUAACUUUCCAUGCAUUAUAACCUUGCUUGAACCCGUCUGGUGCACUGAAAUAUUAGAAUUAGGUAAAUUCGGUUGAGUUGUAAUAACUAUGCCCUGGGGUCGUGGUCAAAAAUGAUUAAAUUCUAGAAAUAAAAAACAAAUGUGCAACAAAAAGGGUUUCGUAAAUUCAUAACCCUAUCUAGAUGGAAAGAAGGGGGAGUAGCAAAAAACUUGGAUGUAGUCUACAAAUAGAACGAAUGACAUGCAAGUUAGGAAGAAUGGGAAGCAGAGAUGGGGUUGCAGAAUCAAGACUAAGGAGUGAAGGAAAUCUUGGAUCUGAGUCAAGGAUUGGAUUAGAUGAGGUUCCAGGACAGAUAUCCAGGAUCUUGUUUGGCAACAAUGGUGGCUCCUCUAGACCCUCUUAUAACCCUCCUGGAACAGGUUAUGGAGCUCCCAACUCCUAUUUUGGAGCGGAUCCAAGUCAGCCGUUCUAUUAUAAUGGAUACGUUGAUGACCUGUACUUUCUGGUAAAGCUAGGUCAGGUUGCUUUGAUCAUCUUUAUCAUCAUGGCCGUCUGUAUCAUCCUGGCUCUUAUUAUCACAUGCUGCUUCAGUCUAUUCAAGAAGAAGAAAUCAUCUGAUUCGGGCCCAAAACCUUACAUUUAUAAUUCUCAGGCUGCAGGUUACAGGGAAGGAAAAGGAGAAGGAGAAGAAGAGGCCUCUCAACCUGGUCAUGCUCCCCCGGGGGGAGUAGAUCCUGCCCGGGACACCGGGCACAGCACAGAAGAUCUUGCCCGGGGGACCGGGCUCGGGGCAGGAGGACUGGGAGACAGGAAAAAAGGAGGAUUUUUGUCCAGAUCAUCUGGGUUUGAUAAUCUUAAUUUUGACCUGGACUCUCCGUCGACUCCGAGUGGGGGUGAGAGUACGAGAGGACGGAGAAGGAGUAAGGACGGGAGCAGGAGCAAAGACGGGAGUAGGAGCAAAGACGGGAGCAGGAGUAGGGAUGGGAGCCGGGGGAAGAGUAGGAAUAAAGGGACAGUGAACAGAUCUAGUACGGAGAGUGGAAGUAGUCAGGAGACGAGUAGCGUUUCUGUUGCUCUAUCUCCUGAGCCUGUAGUUCGUCAACCCUGGAGUUCAGAAACCCAUAGACCCUGGGCCAACCCAGCUACAGCAGGUCCUAGAGACACACCGGAAACAAAACGUCCCUGGACCAACCCUUGGAACACAGGACCCAGAGCAAACCCAACCCGUCCCACCUGGAGCAAUGGUUUACCCCAACCUGAACCCAACGCUGUCCGACCAACCAAUGACUCCUUUAGUAUGUCUGACGCGAGCCAAAAUCGAUCAAUCACUUAUUAUGAAGUUCCGAUGGCUACGACAGUGAACACCUUCAGUCAGCUACCCUCCCCCCUCUCCUCUUCCUCCUCCUCCGCCUCCCCACCCCCUAACUCUCCGCCCCCGAUACCCACUACAGGCGUAAGAUACGCCACGGCGGGUAGACGGAUCAGCGGUAUUGUAUAAAAUAUUUAUAUUUAUUAUUUGUGUACAGUUAACUUAACUGACUUUACUAUACAUAACAAUAGUACUGUUUUAGUUAAAUUUUCGUGGAUUUCUUGUGUUAAUUAUUGGGCAUUUUAUUAUCAAACAAAAAGUUGCCCUAAAGAUUAAAUUAAUAUAUUUAUUUAUAACAAAGAUAUAUUAAAUGUAUAAUUGUAUUAAUCAAUAAAUU